This is a messenger RNA of Meloidogyne enterolobii, 822 nucleotides long. Lineage: Eukaryota; Metazoa; Nematoda; Chromadorea; Rhabditida; Meloidogynidae. The record is from the annotation of a GenBank genome assembly.
AUGUUUUUUCUUCCGCCUGAAGUUCAAUUGGAUGUGUUCAAAUAUCUUAAUUUCAACCAAUUAUUCUCUGUUAAACAAACAAAUUUUUAUUUUCGAAAUUUAGUUAAUAAAUAUGAGGGGGAAUUGGCUAGGAAGGAAUUUUUUGAACUCUCAAUAAUAGGUGAAAGUGAAAAGUCUCGUUCAUAUACUCAAAUUGAAAAUAAAUUGGGAGAUUUUGAAUUUACUUUAAAUAAUCAACUUAGAAAGAAGUGGCAAAAAGCGAUAGACAAAGCAGUUCCUUUGUUUUUAUGUAAAUCUAGCAGCAGUUUACUUCUUUAUAUGAAAACAUUUGUUGACGGAGGUUCUCGUUGUUAUAUUUUAAAAUUGCCAAUAAUUCCAAAAACUAUUGAGGAAAUGAUUAUUAUUCGUUGCUGUUUAGAACAACUAUUUAAUUGUGCUUUUAAAUAUGCUUAUUUUUAUUGUUUAUUUAAUCCACAAAUUAUCAAUAUUUUAUUUGACAACGUCCAAACAAUUCCUUCUCUUCAAUUUCACGUUCAAAAAUCAUAUUUAUUUGCUACAAGCAAAACAAUUGAAAAUAUUUUGGAAUUUUCUACAAAUCAUUUAUCAGUCUCAGAACUACUUAAUAUCGAUUUUACAAAUGUUAACAUUACAAGGAAAUAUACAAAUAUUUUAUUCAAUAUUCUAAUAAACGAAGGAAAUAAAUUCCCAAAAAUUUGUUUGACAAGUUACAAGUUAAAAAAGCUUUAUGAAAUGAUUAUGGAGGUAAGGUUAAAAACAAUGCUGAGUAUUGGGCAUUUGUUGGCUCCGGCUCCGGGCUUUUAA